AUGUUGUCCUUGAACAUUUCAUCAUACUCGAAGCCAUCGGGGUACCAGAUUUCUGAGUUGGCCAAGCCGGAGCUCAGUGAUCCAAAAGAUGUGAUCAUUAAGGUUCAUGCGGCGAGCAUCAAUCCAAUCGACGUGAAGAAAGCUGAUGGGAUGCUGAAGUUGGCGAUAAAAGACUCCUUUCCAUAUAAACUCGGCUAUGACUGUGCCGGUAUAGUCACGGAGAUUGGAUCGGAUGUGACGCGGUUCCAAGUCGGAGAUGAAGUCUAUACUAGACUACCGGAGGUUUCUCGAGGCAUGUGCAGGCCUGAUGAUCAGAUAGGUGCCACUAACAUUCGAUUAAUAGGAUCCUGCAGUGAAUUUGCCAGAUGUCCAGAGAAAUACGUUGCCCUGAAGCCGCCGUCGUUGUCAUUCGAGGAUGCAGCUUCAAUCCCUUUGGCAGCAAUGACUGCACUUCAAGCACUAAGAAAAUACAAAGGAGAUCUGGCUGGAAGGACUGUCUUUGUGCCCGCCGGCUUGAGUGGAACAGGUCUGUUUGCCUGCCAAUUGGCAAAGAAUGUCUUCCAUGCAGGCAAGGUCAUCACCACAGUCUCAACCUCAAAGGUGGAAAAGGUCAACGAGCUCCUAGGCGAAGGAACGGUGGAUGAGAUAAUUGACUACACGAAAUCCGACCCAAAACAGGUCAUCAAGUCUGGCUCCGUGGACUUCCUCUUUGACACGGUUGGUUCUGCAAUGGAGUACCUCUGCCUAAUGAAACCACACUCUGGACGUAUCGUGUCGGUUGCGACCAUGCCAUCGGGCAACCAGCUCCAGGAAUCCUCAAUGAACGAUCUGCCCAAUAAGCAGAACAUCCCCAUUGCUUUACGAAUGGCACUUAAUACUUUCGAUUGUGUCCGUAAACUGAGGGCAUGGCGGUAUGGUGUCGAGUAUUCAUAUAUGUUUCUGGAAUCGAGUGGUCAAGAUCUGGACGAGUUAAGAAACCAUGUUGAGGAACACAGGUUGAGAACGGUGGUUGGAAACACUGUUGAGCUCUCCGACAUCGAAGCAGUGCGAUCAGCGUGCCAGAUUGUUUACAGUGGGAAGGGAGGUCUCGGGAAGGUGGUUGUCAAAGUUGCUAGUUCAUGA
Messenger RNA from Penicillium hordei, 1122 nucleotides. Its product is annotated as NADP-dependent oxidoreductase. The transcript has 4 exons. The coding region runs from base 1 to 1122 and encodes 373 amino acids. Gene Ontology annotation, molecular function: oxidoreductase activity. Gene Ontology annotation, cellular component: mitochondrion. The record is from RefSeq and is a predicted model, not a curated record. Lineage: Eukaryota; Fungi; Ascomycota; Eurotiomycetes; Eurotiales; Aspergillaceae.